Messenger RNA from Mytilus trossulus (common blue mussel), 615 nucleotides. RefSeq lists its product as uncharacterized. Lineage: Eukaryota; Metazoa; Mollusca; Bivalvia; Mytilida; Mytilidae. The transcript has a single exon. The record is from RefSeq and is a predicted model, not a curated record. The coding region runs from base 1 to 615 and encodes 204 amino acids.
AUGUAUGCUGGAGCAGGUUUUGUCGAUGGUAAUGUUUUACAAAUUGCUCAUUAUAUGUUUAGUGAACAAGAAAGACUUAAGAGCUCCACGUGGAGAGAGUUGCAAUCUGUCGAGUUUAUAUUAGAAAGUAUGUUCGCACAGUUAGCAGGAAAACUUGUAAAAAUUUAUAUUGACAAUCAAAAUGUCGUGCAUAUUUGUCGAGUUGGUAGCAUGAUGCCUGAUUUACAUGAACUUGCUAUGGAUACUUAUACAACUUACAUAGUUAAUAGUAUUACGAUUGAUGUUGAGUGGAUCGAUCCACGAUCUGAAAAUGUACAAGCAGAUUACUUAAGUAGAAUUUUUGAUUUUGAUGACUGGGCUGUGGACGACAGCGUUUUUCUUAUGUUUAAAAACAGAUGGGGGAAAUGUACGUUUGACAAAUUUGCAGACGAUAAAAAUCAUAAAAUUGCACGGUUUAAUUCAAAGUUUUGGGUUCCAGGAACUACAGGAGUCGACUCUUUCUCUUUCGACUGGUCAGGAGAAAAUAACUGGAAUGUGCCUCCAGUCGACUUAGUUUGCCGAGUUUUAAAUCAUAUGUUAACUUGUCGUGCAAAAGGUGUAUUGGUAGUUCCUUAA